AUGCGGCAGCAGGAAAUGAAGGAACAGGACAGUAGUAGUAUGCAGAAGUUAAUGUGUUCCGCUCUCGAGGCCCGGUUCUGGGCUCUUCUCAUUAGCGUCGAAUGUCAGUCGGGUCAGGUAGGGGAAGGGAAAGGGGUGAGGGUCAGGCCAACACGGAAUUGAAUGAUCUGGGUAAUUCAUCUCAGUCACUCUUUCAAUUACUUUAAUCACACGAAGCGUAAAUGUUUGGAUAAAAGUCCCGAAAUUUUAGAUUAAUCGCCUUAGGCAACUGUUGUCAUUUUGAUUAUGCGAAGCGGGUUUUGAUUAAAAGAUACAUUUAAAGACCCACUGACGUCUCGAUCAAAAAGAGGGAAAUGUAUGUAUAGUUAUGCUGUUUCAGGUAUCUCUCGGGACUGUUCUUCAUCAAGAUGGAGGUGUUUUGGCAAACAACCCUACAGCUAUUGCCCUUCAUGAAGCCCGUCUUUUAUGGCCAACAGAACCUAUACAGUGUGUGGUUUCAGUGGGUAAUGGCCGCACAGUAACCGAACUGGAGCUGCCUUCAACCAUCAGAAACACUGGCAUCCAGGAUAAGAUCUCCAAGAUUGUUGACUCAGCCACCGACACGGAACUUGUACACAACGCAAUGAGUGAUCUUCUCCCUCCUCAGUCAUACUUUCGUCUCAAUCCGUAUAUGUCUUUUCCUUAUACACUGGAUGAGAUAGAUCCCAUCAGAUUGGAACAAAUGGUUUCUGAUGCUCGAUCUUAUGUGAGACGAAAUCGGCAGAAAAUCUUUGAUGCGGCCUUCCAACUUAACCGACCCCCUCCACUCUGGAAACUCGCCAAACGAGGACUCGAACAUGUAAAGCACGUAAAUGGCCGUUACUCACCUCAAUGA
This is a messenger RNA of Bursaphelenchus xylophilus (pine wood nematode), 874 nucleotides long. NCBI's taxonomy places the organism in Eukaryota, Metazoa, Nematoda, Chromadorea, Rhabditida, Aphelenchoididae. The record is from the annotation of a GenBank genome assembly.